CAUUUUAUGACUUGAGAUUUUUAAGCUCUACUAUAACUUGCAUAUUACAUUUGAAUCUAAGGUUUGACUGUAAAUACGAAUUAUUGUGCUUGAAUGUAUACGAAAAUUCGAGCUAUGCCGAUCGGCAAAUGUUCAGUGAUAUCCACAUUUUCCCAAAACCCAUUGACGUCUUUUGAAGUAGGCGUGGCUUGGAGCACCUAGAAGGGUUGCGGCGGAGAGUUUGUUUAGUGACGCAUAUCUGAAGAUAUAAUGUAAUGCUACGUUGGUUAACGUUGUUUCCUGUUAGUAUGGAACAGUAUAAAGAAGUGUAAACGUUCUGAAGAACAAGAGCCCCAAACUUUGUGACAUGCGCUGCCAAACUUAAUUGCAUACUUGAGAAUUAUGGCGGGGCAAAGCACACCAGUGUUGUUGGUUACUGCUAAUGUGGGUUCAAUUUUUGAAGACCCAUCUUUGAUGUUAAAACUAUGGACUGAAGAAUUUUUAUCUACUAUAUCAAGACUGGAUCCAAAAUUCAUAGCUUUACAUUGCCAGGAAGUUGGAGGGAAGAACUAUGAACGCAGCAUGAAGCAUGUGGAGUAUUUUGUUAGACUGCUGAUGUCAAGUGAAGAGCUUAGAUUAUUUGACAAAGUACGAGUAUACCUCGAUGAGGAUUAUUCUUCUGCUGAAAACUUCACCGCAUUGGGUAAUUUCUACUUUAUACAUGAAUCCAUGUCAGAUGUGCUUAUAUGGGACUUUUCAGCGAUGGGUUUUAUAUCUGCCAAAGGAAAAGAAGUCCACUCUGGAAAUAUUGAAGCUGUCAGCACGAAAGAGAAAUCAAAGUUUCCGCAAGACUUCUUCCCAGAGUGUAAAUGGUCACGGAAGGGUUUCCUUCGUACAAGGUGGAGUCUCAAUGGAACAGUAUUUGACCUCAUUAAUAUUCAUUUAUUCCAUGAUGCUUCUAAUUUUAUUGCUGUGGAAUCGUUCCCUUCAGUUUACUGCAAGAAUCGACGACGUGCUCUGGAACAUACGCUGGAUAGGUUUCAUAAUGAUGACUAUGGAACAGCUCCAUUCUUUGUCUUUGGUGACUUUAACUUCAGGACAGAUGCACAAGGAGUUGUCAAAAAAUUAGCAGAAGGUUUGAACCCAGUAAGACUGCAGAGUAAUAAAAGCACUGAUCAUACGAAGCUGCAGUACCGUGAUGGGACUAGCCAGGUAAUCCUUUCUUUGGGGAAGAAGGAAUUCAGUCACCAAGACCACCAAACCGUGUUCAUAGAAGAAAAUGGAAAAUGGCUGAGGGAAUUUGACCGUGAGCUUGAACCUUUUGCUGAUCGUUUGUAUGAGUUUCCCAUCAGUUUCCCACCAAGUUACCCGUUUGAAGAGGAUCGGAAAGGAGCAGAAUGUUACAUGCAGACUCGAUGUCCAUCUUGGUGUGAUCGUGUCCUUCUUAGCAACUCUGCAAAGUCCCUUACCAGCAAUAUAAAUGAACCUGGUAGUGUGCAGUACGGACUGAUGGGGGCAGGCACGUGCAUGGGUGACCAUAAGCCAGUGUACUUGAAGGUGAGCCUGGACUCGGAUGCAGGGUCGACUUGUGGUGGAAACACGAAACAUUUUAAUAAUGUGGAUUCAACAUCAUUUACAUCUGAACAUGUUGCCCCUGCUGAUGCGGAUGCAACCACCAUCACUCGUUACAUCCACAUAAAACACUCUGACUCACCUGUGCGAAUAUUCAAAGAGACGACUGUUUAGCUAAAACCAGAAGCACACUUUAAACUGACAUCAAUGCAUUUAUUUAUUUAAUUAUUUAUUUGUUCAGUGAUUUAUUUGUACCUUGACCUCAAACAUUGCAGUAUUCCUUUUAGAUUAUGGUAUUUAUUAACAUUUAAAGACUUCAAUUCAGGUAUUUUUUUAAUUGCGUUGAUACACAUUUGUAUUAUGCUAUUAAGUUAUACACAGUAAAACCUAUCAAAUGGACCAGGAUUGAAUUGCUAGGUGUUUGAUCCCUGGUGAGUAUGUUAGGAAUUUAUUCUUCACCAUUAUGUCUGGAAUGGUUCUGAGGUCCAUUCAGUGGAUUUCAAUGUCACUUUUCCCAGGAAUUAACUCAACAAUAUUAAUCUGACAACUUGCCUUCCUCUAGUGCUGUGGGAAAAAUUUCACCCCAGCUUCUGACUUUUAAUGGUAUAGUGUUAACUUUACCUUUAGCUAUUUAUAUUAUAACAUUCUGAAUAGCAAGAAGAGUAUGGGUUCUUCCGUAAUAUAUCUGAACUGUGCUAACAAAACUACUGGCAGUCCCUUAACACUGAAUUACCUGACCAUGUCUCCAUGACAGUUUAUUUUCUUCUAUGUAUAGUCAUUCUAGUUUUUAUACGGAUAAACUCAGAUCAGUCAGUCAGGAAACAGUCUGGCUGUAAGUUGAACAACUGGAGGUAUAGUCUUUUUCCCCACUUAAUUUAUAAAUUUUGUGAACACAUACUUAUAUUUCAGUGAUAGUAGUAGGAUGUUUUGAAAUUCCAAGCUGCAUUAGUUAGCAUCAUAUGUUUACAUGUAGAAUUCAGCACCAGACCUAAGGUUGGUUCAUGUUAUCAGUGCUGUAAGUAGGAUCAUUGAAUUUUGUGAUGUUUUGCUUCAAGUGUUUUAGAUUCAGUUUCUUAAUAGAGUUCAAUGUGUACUUAUAACCCUCGUAAAUAGCUGUAGUUGCCCUUGCUGUCACUUGGCCAACAGUUUUUUAAAAACUUUUAAUUUUUACAGAAAAACAAAAUCAUAAUUCCACUAUUACCUGUCAUUUGUAGAAGUUGUGCAACAUAUAUGUUUAAAUAAUACAGUUUAAAAUUAGUUUAUGGUUGGCAGAUGGUAUACAGUGAGUGUCUAAUUCUCUGAGACACUUAGCUACCUAUUUCUAUUUUGCUUCUCUAACUAGCUGCUGAUUGAUGUGUAUGAGGGUUAUUAAAAACCUUUAUAUCUGUGGGUCUGAUAGUUUUAUGUAGAUUGUUCAUUACAUGUAUAAUUGUCAUCAGUUAACCUUUAACAUACAAUCAUAAAUCUCUCAUAUAGGAAAACAUAAUGUCACUUAAAGGUGAGGGACAAACAUACAUAAGUUAGAGAUCUGUGUUCGAAAUAUCAGAUUGUAAGUUAAAGUGUAGCAUAGAAAUGUCGUAACUAAUGUCAGUGUUUGUUUUGAAUGAACAUGAUUUGUUACAUUUUAAUCUUAAUUAUCUUUUCAGUACUUAUUGUGAGCAAAAGAAAUAGUGGUUGUUCCAGAUACAAAUGAAAAGUUCAGUUCUUGAGUAACAAUUGUUAGAAAGGGCUGUAUAAGCCAAAAACCAAACUAGUUUAGGAAGUAGUAGUAUUAAUAUGAAUUACAUCAUUAAGUUUAGUUGAUAUGAAAAUUGAACCAGCUGUCAUUAGCAGACUUAUUAAUAUACUGAUGUCUGGCCCUAAAUACCUAUUGUAUUGAAAAGUGUUCUUAUUUAUACAGUAAUUAUUUGAAACUUGAAUGUAGUACUGUUAACCUUCUACUGGUAUGGUGGUAAAAUAUGUUGUAACUGUUAUGCUUGCUUCUGAGAUACUGGCUUAUAUUUUUCUGUUAAUUUUAAUUUGCUUCUCAAUUUCUAAUUAUCGAUUUUGAAAUUUGUCCACAUAGCUGUAUUGUUAGUAAUGCCCUCAAAAAUAAAACAUCACAGUUUCAUUGCUAAGGGUGUAAUCCUGGAAGUUGUAUGGUUAUGUUAUGCUGUCUAUUGAUAUCCAUUUGUCAUUGAUAUUAGAUUUUAUCUUCACUGCCACCUUCUACAGCUUCAUCACUUUCAGAGAUACUACAUUCAAGAUUUGAACUAUGGUCACUAUCAGUUUCAAAGUUAGGAUCUUCAAUUAUGACAGUUUAUUCUUUCUUUUCUCUUUUAAUGACCAUACUUUUGUCUGACAUUUCUUGUGCCUGUUAGUCAAAGUUAGGAUUGUAAAAAAACAAAAACAUCUUGGACUCUUUUCCUUUAUCAGUUGAGUUGACUAGAAAGAAUAUACUGGUAACACUAAAAGGAAUUAAGAUUUCAUGAAUUCUUCUAACUGUUGCUAUUUUAGAGUGCAUUCUGAGGGACACUGUAUGGACUUUGAACUUUAAAAACAAAUUAGCACAGACUGCAAAAUUAAUGGCACAUUGUAGGAGGAAGGUGAGUGACUAGCAAAGAGAGCUGAGGGUACAGUCUCUCAGGCUCUACCAUACAAGGUAAAGGCUCCUAGGCAUUCAAGAAAUCUGGAAUUUUUUGAGUGGCUGUACAUUAUUAAUUUUUAUUAAAUUAUGUAUUUAAUAAUUAAUUUUUGGCCUUCAGUUGAUAUAUGAAAUAUAGGUUAUGUGGAGAAUGCACAUGGCUCCCUUUUACACAAUACAUUGAAAUUGGAAUUUUAAUUCUUAUAUGAUUAAAGAUGUUGAAACCCUUGAAUAUUCUUAUAUAGGUUUAUCGUUAUGAUUAUGGUAUAUUGUUUUCUGCUGUCUGUGUAUCAUAGUAUGUGUAACAGUAUAAGUAUGCAAAAUUUAUGCUUACUUUUCACAAAUUAAUAUUUCUGUCAAUAAGGUGGAAUAAUGAGAAUAACGCGGGUAAAAAAGAUAGUGCUAUGUCAACAUUCAGAAAUUUUCUGUUCCAGGUAUGAAGUGCUGUAAAGUGUAAAGGUCUCUUUUAAAAUUUAGCAAAAACUAUUCUACAUAUUCUAUAUUUAUGAAAUUUUAUUUUCUGUUACUAUAAAGUAUUGAAAAAACAACUAUGGGAGGAUGCAAGGGUAACUGCCUGCUAAUUCCAUUUGGACUUGCAAUGUCAUUCAAUAAUUAAGCUAUACCAUCAAAAUUAUUUUUAUAGAAACAUUUUUUUAAUGAAGGAACACUUGCUGACAUGUAGGUAAUUAUAUAUAGGCCUGUAUCUUCAGCUAUAAUUUGAAAUUGGAAAAUCACAGCAAGAAAUGUGCUUCUGCUAACUUUGCACAGCAAUUAUGGAUAUUUUUAUCAGCGUUGAAUUACAAUGUUAUGUAUUACAAAACUUCAGAGCAAUUGUGCCCCAACCAAAAACAUGUCACUUUUGUUUUAUUAUUAUGAUUGAAUUAAGUGUGUAAACAGAGUUCUGUAAGACUGAGACCACAGUGUUACUUAAAUUUUUAUAAAUAAUAAUACAUAUAUCUUUUUUUAUAUAUACCACAGUUGGAGCAGUGGUGUAAUGUUCAGUUCAGUGCUAAACAGAUGAGCUGCUCUGAUAACAUCAUUUAUAUUGACAUGUGUGGUAUACUAUAUUAUUCAGUGUCAAAAUGCAGAGAGAAAACACUAGUUUUUUCAGUAACAGAACUAGAAUUAAUGGUCAUUAAAGAUCUAUAAAAAUACUAAUCACAUCAACUGAGUACAAAGUGAGGUUAAGUCGUCAUAUUCAAAUUAAACUUGGAAUUCUAAGGAUAAAACAAAAAAUCAUUUUAUUGUUUGUAUAUUUACACCUGAAGUAAUGCCAUUUAUAACAACUGUAACAUUGACAUUUAUACAUCCGUAUUUCUUAGUUUUAAGCAGAUUUUCAGAGGGACUUUUAUUAGAGAGUUAAAUAAUUUUACUUUUUUUUAAAAUUAAAGAUUAAUUUCAUGUCAAGGAA
This is a messenger RNA of Zootermopsis nevadensis, 5585 nucleotides long. The record is from RefSeq and is a predicted model, not a curated record. Lineage: Eukaryota; Metazoa; Arthropoda; Insecta; Blattodea; Termopsidae.